UGGAAACUGGGUCGCGCUGCUGGACGCAGCGCCCCAAGGCCCCGCUUCCACGUGCGAGCCCGCUGCGCCUCCAGUCCGGCCAGGACUCGCUCCAGGGAAGGCGCCCGCGCCCUGCCGUCGCAGUAGCCGUGGCCAAGACGUCCACGCACGGCCGCCUGCUGCUGAAUCGCUCGCCAGGUCUCUCUGCCUUUGUGCUGGGGGACAAUGGGGGAACUGGAACCAGCACCCGCCGCCCGACGUGCGCCCAUGGAGGGCCUGGGCCGCUCGUGCCUGUGGCUGCGUGGCGAGCUGGAGCCCCCACGCCCGCUCCUGCUGCUCCUGGACUGCCGCAGCCGUGAGCUGUACGAAUCGGCGCGCAUCAGUGGGGCGCUGAGCGUGGCGCUGCCCACGCUGCUGCUGCGCCGCCUGCGGAGAGGGAGCCUGUCCGUGCGUGCCCUGCUGCCCGGGCCACCGCUGCAACCGCCGCCGCCUGCGACCGUGCUGCUGUACGACCAGAGUGGGGGGCGGCGCCGNNNGGCCGGGGCCGGAGCCGAGGCUGAGGAGUGGGAGGCCGAGUCAGUGCUGGGCAUCCUGCUGCAGAAGCUGCGCGAGGAAGGCUACCUGGCCUACUAUCUCCAGGGUGGCUUCAGCAGGUUCCAGGCCGAGUGCCCCCACCUGUGUGAGACCAGCCUCAGCAACCGCGCAGGCCUGGGCCUGGCGCCAUUGCCCAGCCCCCUGCCCGUAGUGGGGCUGGGCAGCCUGUGCCUGCCCUCCGACUACUCUGACACCGAGUCUGAAGUUGACCGUGAGUCCAUGAGCUGUGGCCUGGAUUCCGAGGCCACCACGACGCCAUCUGUGGGGCUGAUGCCUGCUUUCCCGGUCCAGAUCCUGCCCAACCUCUACCUGGGCAGUGCCCGGGAUUCGGCCAACCUGGAGAGCCUGGCCAAGCUGGGUAUCCGCUAUAUCCUCAAUGUCACCCCCAACCUCCCGAACCUCUUCGAGAAGAAUGGUGACUUCCACUACAAGCAGAUCCCCAUCUCAGACCACUGGAGCCAAAAUUUGUCCCAGUUCUUUCCGGAGGCCAUCACGUUCAUUGAUGAGGCCUUGUCCCAGAACUGCGGGGUGCUCGUCCACUGCCUGGCAGGAGUCAGCCGCUCUGUCACCGUCACCGUGGCCUACCUCAUGCAGAAGCUGCACUUGUCCCUCAAUGACGCCUACGACCUGGUGAAGAGGAAGAAGUCCAACAUCUCGCCCAACUUCAACUUCAUGGGGCAGCUGCUGGAUUUCGAGCGCAGCCUGCGCCUAGAGGAGCGGCGCCUGCGGGGCCAGGGCUCUGUAGCUUCUGACCCCCCAUCUUUCUUCACCACCCCCACCAGCGACGGGGUCUUCGAGCUGGACCCCACAUAGGGCUCGGAGGGGCUGAGGGCUGCUCCCCGCCCACCCUGCCCAGUGGUGCUAGGUCACCCAAGAGGGGGGAGGGGAGGGCACAGCCUCAUGGGGGUUGGGGGGAGGGAAAGCUCAAUACCUCACACGGGUGGCACAGCAAGGCCACCCUGCCCACUCGGGACAGCCACGGGAACCCCAUGAAAUGUGCCUAGGGGCCAGCCGGGGCCACUGGCCUGUCCCCCACGCUUUAGCACCUGCCUCUUCUGCGACUGUUACUUCCCUCUUCGGAGGCUCCCUAGCCAAGGGACCAUUCCAGCGGGCUGUCUGCGCCACCUCCUCUGCCCCAGGGACCUGCUCCCAGCCCUUUCCCACUCCCCAGUGGCCACUUGUGAGGAGGAGCUGGUCACGACCACCAGUGUAGGCCCUCCCCGCUUAUACGACCCCGGCUUGGGUGAACACUGGACCCAGAGAUUGGUGGGUGGCCGGCAUCCCCGGGGACAGCCUCUCUGGGUGCCCGGCCGCACAUCUGGUUGUGAGGGGACCCCUGGAACCCUUUGGGACGGCCCUGAGGGGACGGGGUGUCCAGCAGGGACAGGGAGGAAGAAGAAUGAAGGCCUUGAUUGGUGGCUCUGGGGCUUGCACAGCCGCUGUGGGUUUGGGGUGGGAUGGAGCCAAGCUGCAGACACACGGAGUCACACACCACAGCCACGCCCGGCCUGGGGCUGGCAGUCCUUUGUCACCCUUGAAACUGGGUGAGGGCCGCGCUUGUUUUUGUAAUCCACAUCAUGAUUGCUUUCUUUAAUUGUUCCUCCUGAAAUAAACGGUUUAUUUAAGA
Messenger RNA from Chinchilla lanigera (long-tailed chinchilla), 2200 nucleotides. It is a transcript of the gene Dusp9, whose product is annotated as dual specificity phosphatase 9. The record is from RefSeq and is a predicted model, not a curated record. Gene Ontology annotation, biological process: negative regulation of MAPK cascade; protein dephosphorylation. Gene Ontology annotation, cellular component: cytosol; cytoplasm. The transcript is spliced from 5 exons. NCBI's taxonomy places the organism in Eukaryota, Metazoa, Chordata, Mammalia, Rodentia, Chinchillidae. Gene Ontology annotation, molecular function: MAP kinase tyrosine/serine/threonine phosphatase activity; protein tyrosine/threonine phosphatase activity. Bases 205 to 1386 code for a protein of 393 amino acids.